This is a messenger RNA of Naumovozyma castellii, 1458 nucleotides long. RefSeq names its product Bik1p (gene BIK1). The transcript has a single exon. The record is from RefSeq and is a predicted model, not a curated record. Lineage: Eukaryota; Fungi; Ascomycota; Saccharomycetes; Saccharomycetales; Saccharomycetaceae. The coding region runs from base 1 to 1458 and encodes 485 amino acids.
AUGACAUCGGUUAAUGUGGAGAGGUAUCAGAAGAAGAUAGGUUGUUUUAUUCAAAUCCCGAACAUUGGACGCGGUAAGUUAAAAUAUGUGGGACCAGUUGAUACGAAACCCGGGAUCUUUGUAGGUGUGGAUCUACUGGCUAAUAUCGGUAAGAAUGAUGGAUCCUUUCAAGGGAGAAGAUAUUUUGACACGGAGUAUUCUAACAGUGGGCUGUUUAUACAAUUGCAGAAGGUUGCCUCUGUUAUUGAUAAUGCCUCUUUCAAUACUACGAUAAAUCACCAUAACGGGUAUGGACUCGAUGGGAUUAGAAAUUCGUCUAGAAGAAGUACUUUGAAUGCAAACCCCGGGUUAGAAUCUCAGCAAAGAAGUAUGACAAGAAAGCAUAGUAGGAUAAGUAGUGUUGGGAGUACUGGAUCUACUGUGAGAAAGCAACUGUCAUUGUCAUCCAUGCAGGACCCCAGAUCGCCGACACCCAUGAGGUUAAAUGAACAUAAUAACGAUGAACUAAACGAAAACCUGUUUGCUCAUAUAACUUCACACAAUGAAGCUGAUGAGAUGGAUAUUGAUCCGCCGUCUUCUGCAGUCAGGAGAACAAGACGUUCCAUUGAUACAGAUAUUACGCCAAAUGAAUAUGAAAUUAAACUUGAAAAGCAGCGAAGAGAAAUAUCGCAAUACAAGAAACUGCUGGAUGAUCAAAGGAUUGUGCUAGAAGAAAUUCAACCAACCAUUGACAGUUAUGAGAAUAGUUUACAUGAAUUGGAAUUGCAAGUUCAAAAGUUGAAUGAACAAUUGCAAUAUGAGAGAGAUCAACAAAAUAAGCAGAAACAAUAUUUUGAGACUGAGCAUGAGCAAUUAUUGGCCGUUGUGGAGCAGCUGCAUGAAGAGAUUCAAGAAAAUGAGAAACGAUUCACUCAACCCAACACUAAUUCAUCUACAGUGGACGUUGCCUCCAUUACGAGUGAAUUAGAGAAAUUGAAGGCCUACAAAGAGGAAACUGAUUCAGCAAAAGUGAAGUGGGAUAAGGAAAGAGAACAACUGAAGAUGCAUAAUCAAUCCUUGAGUAAAGAACUGAUGCAAUUAAUGAUGAGUGACGAUGGCAGUGCUAAUGAUAAUAAUGAUAAGAGUGGGAAAGAGAGUAAAGAGGAAGCUGAACGGCUACGAAGGGAAGUUGACAGUUUGAAGAAACAAUUAAAAGAGGUUACUCGGCACCAAGACACGACGUUACAGUCGAACGAUAACACUCCUAAAGAGAAGGAACUAACUGCUCCAACAAUAGAGUCACUACCCGUAUAUAAACCCCCCGCAAAGAUAGAUGCCUCCGCCGGCAGAGAACUUUGGUGUGUGCUCUGUGAGAGAGAUGGUCAUGAGAGCAUAGAUUGUCCGUUCGAACUACCGCCGCCAGCACCUGAGGACACAGCAUCGAAUGGCAUGAACAUGAAGGAACCAGUUUAUUUCUAG